UUGAAGUAUGAUGUUUGGUUUACAAUCAUCUUCAAUUUGGAACCUAACCCCAAAACCCCAAAUAAACAAAUUGAAGCGCUUCUCAAACCUCACCACAACAAUGGCGGGAAGAAGAACUCUCUUCAACCUCUCUUCUUCCUUUUCUCUUCACCCUAACCGUUUCCCAUUCCUCACUUCACUUUCCAAACCUACCAUCCUUCUUCCACCACGAUUCAGAUUCAGACCUCUCUCUUCCAUCACCUUAUCUCCCGAAGAAUCACUACACUCUGACCAACCUAAACACUCCAUUCUCUUAGAGAAGCUCAGAAUAAGACACAUCAAAGACGCCGUCAAAACCACCGUUGAAGUUGUUAAGAAGAAUCAGAAACCAGAGGAGGUGGUGAAGAAGAAGAAGGUUGUUGUGGAUGUUGGGAGUUUUAAGGAAUUGGGAUUAAGUGAUGAAGUUAUGGGUGCUGUUAGAGAAUUAGGUAUUGAAGUUCCUACUGAGAUUCAGUGUAUUGGUGUUCCUUCUGUCUUGGAUGGGAAAAGUGUUGUUUUAGGCUCUCAUACUGGUUCUGGAAAAACUCUUGCUUACUUGCUUCCACUUGUUCAGUUGCUAAGACAGGAUGAGCAAUUGAAUGGAAUACUGUUGAAGCCCAAGCGUCCCAGAGCUGUUGUGCUAUGUCCUACAAGGGAGUUGUCUGAGCAGGUUUUUCGAGUUGCGAAAUCAAUAAGCCAUCAUGCAAGAUUCAGGUGUACCAUGGUAAGUGGUGGUGGCCGUCUUAGGCCUCAGGAGGAUUCUCUUAGUAACCCCAUCGAUAUGGUAGUAGGCACCCCUGGCAGGAUCCUUCAACAUAUUGAGGAGGGAAAUAUGGUAUACGGUGACAUCAAAUACGUGGUAUUAGAUGAGGCAGACACGAUGUUUGAUCGGGGUUUUGGUCCUGAUAUACGCAAAUUUCUGGGCCCAUUAAACCGUCGGGCUUCGAAACCUGAUAGCGCAGGCUUCCAGACUAUUUUGGUCACUGCAACCAUGACAAAGGCUGUGCAAACUCUGGUUGAUGAGGAGUUUCAAGGCAUUGUACAUCUGCGGACAUCCACAUUACAUAAAAAGAUUUCUUCUGCUCGUCAUGAUUUUAUUAAACUUUCUGGUUCUGAGAACAAGAUGGAUUCAUUACUUCAGGUAUUAGAGCCAAGUCUUGCAAAGGGUAACAGAGUAAUGGUUUUCUGCAACACAUUGAAUUCUAGCCGUGCUGUGGAUCACUUCCUUGGUGAAAAUCAGAUUUUUACCGUGAAUUACCAUGGGGAGGUACCAGCAGAGCAAAGAGUCGAAAAUCUCAAAAAGUUUAAGAGUGACAGUGAAGAUUGCCCAACAUUGGUUUGCACUGACUUGGCUGCUAGGGGUCUGGAUUUGGAUGUAGAUCAUGUUAUCAUGUUUGACUUCCCUUUGAAUUCUAUCGAUUACCUCCAUCGCACAGGUAGAACUGCUCGUAUGGGCGCAAAAGGGAAAGUAACGAGUUUGGUUACAAAAAAGGACAGCAGCUUGGCCAACAAAAUAGAGGAGGCGAUAAGAAAGAACGAGAGUUUGGAGGCUAUCACUAAAGAAAGUGUCCGAAUAGACGUAACAAGGAACCAAAUCACUGAACAGAGGAGAAAAAACAAAAAUGUGGUGGUUAAAGCUUCAAAAGUUAGGGAGAAAAAAUCUGAUCCUCGCGCCAGUUCAACAAAUACCAGGUCAGGUGUGAAAUCUGGUAAACAAUCACCACCAGCAAAGUCUACUACAAAGAAAGGGUUUACCAUUACAAAAUCUGUAAAAUCCUCCAGUACAAGUAGCUUCAGAAAAGCUUCUUUGGAUAAUAAGCGAACAAGUAAAAGGACCUCUGAAAAAUCUUCCAGUACAAGUAGCUUCAGAAAAGCUUCUUCGGACAAUAAGCGAACAAGUAAAAGGACCACCACCACCAAAUCUACAAAUUCUAAACUUAGUGUUGUAGGGUUUAGGGGGCGGAAUGCAUCAUCAAAUAGGAGACAAACAUCUUAGUGAAGUGGAUUGGAGUCAUAUUAUACCAAAAUAGUAAGUAAAUGGCUCUUGGUUUUGUAUUUGAUUCAAUUUUUUCUAUAGCAAGAAUAGUGUGAUAAUUUAUAUGGUUUUGCCACAUGAAUAGUCCAAGUUAAUUUUUUUGAUGAUAAAGACACUUUCAAACUAAGGAGUCAUGAUGCAUUCUUUUCCACAAUGAAAGGACAUUAUAUUAUAUACUC
Molecule: messenger RNA, 2232 nt
Organism: Cicer arietinum (chickpea)
Lineage: Eukaryota; Viridiplantae; Streptophyta; Magnoliopsida; Fabales; Fabaceae
Product: DEAD-box ATP-dependent RNA helicase 39
Molecular function (GO): ATP binding; nucleic acid binding; RNA helicase activity
Source: RefSeq, a predicted model, not a curated record